Danaus plexippus (monarch butterfly) is the source of this 1003-nucleotide messenger RNA. RefSeq names its product estradiol 17-beta-dehydrogenase 8. Bases 125 to 892 code for a protein of 255 amino acids. The record is from RefSeq and is a predicted model, not a curated record. Gene Ontology annotation, molecular function: oxidoreductase activity, acting on the CH-OH group of donors, NAD or NADP as acceptor. NCBI's taxonomy places the organism in Eukaryota, Metazoa, Arthropoda, Insecta, Lepidoptera, Nymphalidae. The transcript has 7 exons.
AUACCGUUACUUAAUAAUUUGUACCAUCGCGAGCGUAGGGCAUAAGUUAUCAAAGAUAUAAAAUAUAGUUUCUGAUAUAAUAUAUUCUUAUGUAAUUUUUACGUGCAUAAAAAAAAAAAAUAAAAUGGUUAGCCAGCUCGUUUCAGGAAAAUUAGCAUUGGUUACUGGUGCGGGGUCUGGUAUAGGACGAGCUGCUUGCCAGGUGCUAUCAAGGGAAGGCGCAACAGUCAUAGCAGCUGACAGAAAUUAUGAAGCUGCAAUGGAAACUAUUAAGAAACAUGCCGCUUUAGCUUCAGGCAGUAAUGCAACCGGUGACCAUACCGCAGUAGAAUUAGAUGUAUCGGAUUCCAAAUCAGUUCAGAAACUUUUACAAUCUACAUUAAAUAUUUAUAAAACUCCACCGAACAUUAUUGUCAACUGUGCUGGUAUUACAAAAGAUAAUUGGCUCUUAAAACUAUCCGAACAGGACUAUGACAGUGUUCUCGAUGUUAACUUGAAGGGCACCUUCUUAGUGAUGCAGACAUUUGCCAAGGCAUUGACAGAAGCAUCACUUCCUGGAUCAAUUAUCAAUAUUUCUAGUAUAGUAGGAAAAUAUGGAAAUAUGGGGCAAACAAACUAUUCAGCGAGUAAAGCUGGUGUUGUUGCUAUGACACAGACAGCGGCCAAAGAGCUCGGAAAGUUUAAUAUUAGGGUCAAUGCCAUUUUGCCGGGGUUUAUUAAGACUCCUAUAAUUAGCACAGUUCCUGACAAAGUAAAGGAAAAUUUGUUAAAACUAGUUCCUCUAGGCAGACUCGGUGAACCUUCGGAGAUUGCCGAAGUCAUCACUUUUUUGAGUUCAGAAAAGAGCUCCUUUAUAACUGGUGCUGCGAUUGAUGUCACGGGAGGCUUUUGAGUUUGUUAGAUAUUUUAAGAUGAAGUGAUUGGUUAUACACUAAGGGUACCUAAAGGCUAUAUUUUUUAACAAUUUUAUGUAUUUUAUAUAAUAAAGAUUUUUCAUAGUUUC